UAUAUGAAUUAUAUCUUAAUCUUAAAAUGAAAAAGAAAAGAUGACUAGGAGGGUUAGAAAAAUAUGCUAACUCCUCAGCAACACCUGGCCCAGGGCUCCUUACUUCCUCUUGUCUGCUUUUGUACAGUAGAAAUUGGAGAACUUCACUCAGUAAGCAACGAUGGCGCCCAGAGCAAAGAUCCUGCUUGCCUUUCUGUCUUCUUGAGAAAUAAAUGGGAUUCAGGAAAGCCACAGCCAUCCUCUUGUGAGUCCUACAGGAUUGAGGAUGGUCUUCCAGCACCAAUAGCAGUUGUAAUAUUUGAAAAUAAGCAUUUAGAUUAUAGAAGACUGCCUUUUUUAAAAGGACAGGUUCUGAGCUUUGAGUAUCUUCCAGCCAAGUGUUGGGGCUGGAGCUAGGUUGGGAGCCAGCGUAGGACACUGAUCUAGAACAAACAGCUGACUUCUGAACUCCGGGCUUGUCUCUCUUGCACUCUGGGGUACCAGUCCCCAAGGCAGUGACAGGAUGUGGAAGCCUCCGGAAGGAUGUGGGUGCUUGUGAGCCCUGAGCUGCUACUGCACGUCAGCCAGGGAGGGCCGUCCCAGUUGGCUGUUUAGAGGAACUGUGCUGUGCUGUGUUCUGUUUUCAGAAGAAAACAAGAAUAUGUACUGGGGUGGGGGAAUUUGUCAUCUUACCUUCUAUGCCUCUAGCAGUUUUUAAAGGCCACUUGAAUCUUCCUUGUGGAAAGACCAGGGGAACUGAGGGGCGUGGCAUUGAUUCUGAGAAGGCCAUCCCCGACGUUGUUCCCAGCAGACCCUGGAAGGCUUCUGACAAGAGGAGAGAGAACAGCCUCGGACUUGAUCUCCAAGAAGAGCUUCAGGGCUUGGUGAGAUUUCCAGGGCCUCUUGGGAACUAGCCUUGCAGGAUCUCUCAGAGGAAACAUUCUGAGAGUCAGUAGGCACUGCCAAGAUGUCCAACCCCUUCCUAAAACAAGUCUUCAAUAAGGACAAGACUUUCCGCCCCAAGCGCAAGUUUGAGCCGGGUACCCAGCGCUUCGAGCUACACAAGAAGGCCCAGGCAUCACUGAACUCAGGGCUGGACCUGAGGCUUGCCGUGCAACUGCCCCCAGGUGAGGACCUCAAUGACUGGGUGGCCGUGCACGUAGUGGACUUCUUCAACCGUGUCAACCUCAUCUACGGCACCAUCAGUGAUGGCUGCACGGAGGAGUCCUGCCCCAUCAUGUCAGGGGGCCCCAGGUAUGAGUACCGCUGGCAAGACGAGCACAGAUUUCGGAAGCCCACAGCGCUGUCUGCCCCCAAGUACAUGGACCUACUCAUGGACUGGAUUGAGGUGCAGAUCAACAAUGAGGACCUCUUCCCCACUAAUGUUGGCACACCAUUCCCCAAGAACUUCCUGCAGGCUGUGAGGAAAAUCCUGUCUCGGCUCUUCCGCGUGUUCGUGCACGUUUACAUCCACCACUUCGACCGCAUCGCGCAGAUGGGCUCUGAGGCCCAUGUGAACACCUGCUAUAAGCACUUCUAUUACUUUGUCAAGGAGUUCGGCCUCAUCGAUACCAAGGAGCUGGAGCCGCUGAAAGAAAUGACUGCUCGGAUGUGCCACUAAGAUCCCUGAGGGUCUCUCAGUACCCAUACCUCCACCCAGGCUACAGAGACUUGGAGCAGGAUGCCUGGAAAGCCUCAGUGUCUCUCUCUGACUGAAGCAUCUCAAGAGUUUGGUAUCCCUCGAGUCCUGCACUCUAACCUCUGCUGAGGUGUCAGGGCAUCUCCAGGAGACUCCAGCUCUCGACAGUGGGUUCCUUCCCCUCUGAUUUCCAUCCUGGCCACAGAAGGCCCACACCCUCAUUGCCCACCUCUCUGAGCCUCAGUCUCUGUCUAUGAAGGGAGGAUCUGCAUGUUGUCAGUAAUUGAAGAAAACCCUGUUUUGAAAACAUUUCCACUUCCCAGGAUGCUGGAGAGAAGCCUGAACUGCCCCCCAGCCUUGGUGGCUGCCAGCCUCCUGGGAAAUUCUAUCCCCAUUUUGACCCCCAACUCCAACCUCACCUGGACCUUGCUGGGGGCCAACUCAGUAUAGCCAGGUGCUUCCCAUGGCCUUGGUCCUGCUUAGGCCAUCUCCCAGGUACAGCCAGCAGCUUGGCCUAAACCUGCCCCACCAAAAAGGGGAGAGGAUGGGUGCUCCCAGGCCAGCCAGGGGCAAGAAUCCACCUCCCCUGACCUCUGAGCCCUGGAUCCUUGCAGCACCCACCAGAGCCACUGCUGUGCUCACACAGAGGUACGACAUGGGCCUGCUCACCCCCUUUUCUUCCUGACCCACUUCUGGGUAUUCCAUUCCUCCAAAGUGUGCUACUCAAUCUGGAGUUUCCUGGACUCCUAGGACCUCAAGGGUCCUGCAUCCAAAGUUUGAGUUAGUUCCUAAAGGUCUUUUGUGUGUCAUAAAAUAUCCAGCUUGUAUACAAUUUCAUUGGUGAUCAUUUUGAGAUUUUGAGACAGGGUCUGGCUAUAUUGCCCAGGCUGGUCUCAAACUCCUGGCCUUAAGCAGUCCUCCCACAUGGCCUCCUAAAGUGCUGGAUUAUAGGUAUGAACCACAGUGCCCAGCAAGAUAUCUUAGAUAUCUUUUUAAAAGAGAUUUUUUUUAGCCCAUAGUUAGCACCUCCCUCUGUGGACCAAUAUCCCUUUUCCUGUGAGUGUUGCAGGCAUGGAUCUUUCCUCAUGGGCUCCUCUCCCUGCUGUGGCAUCUCUGCUUCUGCUAAAAUAGGCCUUUCUGUAGAUGCUGCCAACUUCUAUGGCAACCCUUGGUCUAUGUGGCCUAGGGGCUUUGGGACCAAAACCCAUGAAUACUGUCUGCUCUGGACCUGGGAGCUUAGACCAGGGCCUGUGACCAAAGGAGACCAUAUCCUGCACUCCAUGAGCCUCUACUGCCCCUACCUGUCAACAGAAAUGUCAGUAGCCUUUAACCAUGGCAGCCCUUCCCUCACGGCCCCCACACUGACCCAGAACACACAGAGCUCUGGUUAUUUCUGGGUGUUUGGGAUGACCACAAAAGAGAGGGGCAUUGUCCACCUUUUCCUGCCAGUUUCUGCUGCAAAAUUGAGCAAGUGCAAUUAACCCACUGUCACUGCCUAAGUCCAAAGCUCCAGGAACUCACCCUGGUCCUUGCAGAGACCACCUGGGUCUGAGGUCCAGCUCUUGGAGCACCCAGGAAAAGGACACUGCAGCCCAGUCUUUGCAGGACUUCCAGAAAUAAGAACUGUUUGAAUGUAUCUCCUUAUCCCUGCAAAACAACACCCAAACUGCAGUACCACUGUCUCCACAGGAAUGCAGAUGUCCCCAGUGGCCUGGCUAGGCAGCUUCCCAUGAACGUCGGGGUGGUGGCAGGGAGGGUUUCUGUCCUGUCUGCCCUCCCGAGCCAGAUGUGAACUUCGGAAUAAAUUGUGGGAUUUUGGAUUCCA
This is a messenger RNA of Nycticebus coucang (slow loris), 3443 nucleotides long. RefSeq names its product MOB kinase activator 3A (gene MOB3A). The record is from RefSeq and is a predicted model, not a curated record. The transcript is spliced from 4 exons. Gene Ontology annotation, cellular component: cytoplasm; nucleus. Lineage: Eukaryota; Metazoa; Chordata; Mammalia; Primates; Lorisidae. Gene Ontology annotation, biological process: positive regulation of protein phosphorylation; signal transduction. Gene Ontology annotation, molecular function: protein kinase activator activity. The coding region runs from base 947 to 1600 and encodes 217 amino acids.